CAAUUCUGGAAUGCAGAUUAUGACAACCGGACAAAAGGUAUUGUUUGAAUUUCUUGGAACCAAUUACAUCUUUACUGUUAACCAAGCUUUAGUAGAGGAUGAAGAAAAAGCAAAUGCUAUUGAAAGAGGGAUAAUUACCGAUGACACAUAUAUUGUAUUCGAAGCUGCUUCAAGCUCAGGGAUAAAGAUUAUUAAUCAGCGUGAAGCUGCAAGUAGCAUUAUUUUCAAGCAGAAAAACUUUGAUCUCCAAAAACUUGGAAUAGGAGGUCUUGGUGAAGAUUUUACUAAGAUACUUCGUAGAGCAUUUGCUUCUCGCAUUUUUCCUCCUCAUGUUACAAAUAAGUAUGUGAUUCGAAUGCAACCACUUGAAUGCAUAGUCUUG
Messenger RNA from Dendrobium catenatum, 382 nucleotides. RefSeq names its product vesicle-fusing ATPase-like. Gene Ontology annotation, molecular function: ATP hydrolysis activity. The transcript has 2 exons. Gene Ontology annotation, biological process: SNARE complex disassembly; Golgi to plasma membrane protein transport; intra-Golgi vesicle-mediated transport. The record is from RefSeq and is a predicted model, not a curated record. The annotation marks the transcript as partial. Gene Ontology annotation, cellular component: Golgi stack. Lineage: Eukaryota; Viridiplantae; Streptophyta; Magnoliopsida; Asparagales; Orchidaceae.